AUUUUAGUGUUAUCCGGUAAAUAGCAAAACAAAUGAAUUUCUAAAGUUUUCGUUGGGAAUAAAAAAAUCCAUGUCCAUCGGGACAGAUUUUGCUCAGACGAAGGAAUGUUUCUAGUCUGAUGUGAAAAUCCUUUUGUCUAAGGCUGCAAUUAAUACAGUAUUUCACGUGCAAAGUUACCAAGUCGCGGUAUAUUCAACCGAAAAUAGCCUCGAAUCAUGGCGAGUAGCGGCCAUUAAAAUACGCGACUGAGACUGAAGUCUUUUUUGUUGUUGUCAUUUUUGGUGUUCCUUUUUCGGCGAUGGAGCUACGAGUUGGCAAUAAAUACCGGCUUGGAAGGAAGAUCGGCAGUGGUUCAUUCGGCGACAUUUAUCUUGGGACAAGCAUCGCUACAGCCGAAGAGGUCGCCAUCAAACUUGAAUGCGUCAAAACGAAACAUCCGCAGCUUCACAUCGAAGCGAAGUUUUACAAAAUGAUGCAAGGAGGAGUGGGUAUCCCAACAAUAAAAUGGUGUGGUACGGAAGGCGACUACAAUGUCCUUGUGAUGGAAUUACUUGGUCCAAGUCUUGAAGAUCUCUUUAACUUUUGUGAGAGGAAGUUUAGUCUGAAAACUGUACUACUACUUGCUGAUCAAUUGAUUAGCCGAAUAGAAUACGUCCACAGUAAGAAUUUCAUCCAUCGGGACGUCAAGCCAGACAACUUCCUAAUGGGGUUGAGCAAAAAGGGGAACCUUGUGUAUAUAAUUGACUUCGGUUUGGCGAAGAAAUAUCGGGACGCCCGAACACAUCAGCACAUACCAUACCGGGAGAACAAGAACCUCACAGGAACAGCAAGAUAUGCCAGCAUAAAUACACAUUUAGGAAUAGAGCAAAGUCGUAGAGAUGAUCUAGAAUCUCUAGGAUAUGUUCUCAUGUAUUUCAACCUGGGUAGCUUACCUUGGCAAGGCUUGAAGGCAGCGACUAAGAAACAAAAAUAUGAGCGAAUCAGUGAAAAGAAAAUGUCCACGCCUAUUGAAGUUCUAUGUAAAGGAUUUCCAACGGAGUUUGCAACCUAUGUGAACUAUUGUCGUUCUCUGAGAUUCGAUGAUAAACCAGACUAUGCCUACCUUAGACAGUUAUUCCGUAAUUUAUUUCACCGACAUGGAUACGCCUAUGAUUAUAUUUUCGAUUGGAACCUUCUAAAGAUUAAUGGUCGAGACGACCCAUCUGCAGAGCGAUCUCGUGAUCGUGACAGGGAAAUGCCAGCAGACAGACACCACCAUGGUAGGAGUUCUGCAAACAGAGCUACAAUGGGAACAACCGCUGCACGACUCACCAGUGGUAUUGCGGCUUCACCAGCUGGAGGUUCAAGGCCAGUGUCAAGAGGCGAACGUGAUCGCCGAGUCAGCAUGCGACUUCAUCGCAUGGGCGAAACGAACGCUGGCGAACACGCGCGCGGAGAACCGUCCCGCAUGUCGGGCGUGCACACGCGCGGCUCGCUUGCAACCGGAAACGCAUCGGGCGUGCGUCGGAUGGGCGGCUCGCGCGACAAAGGGCUCGCGAACGACGACUUCGUACCAAGGACCUCGACGCGACAAAUGCAAAGAACCGCGAAAUAAUUGACGCAAAUGGUGGGGAACUUUGAGAAGCAUUCAGACCAGCAAACCGGAGGGUUUGCCCAGAGCCUAGAGUCGGAGGUCUACCGUCUGCUGUACGCGUUGAAUCGCCAUUUUUUUCUCAUCCGGUAAACUGAAAGUUCGCCACUGUUUCUUGCGUGUUGAUUUAAAUUAUCCUCAGCGACAACGAAAUGACGUUAUUUUGUCGUAAACUGCCUGACUUCAUAUUGUAUAAAAUUUAGAACUAAGGUAAUAGUGAAUGAUGCAGAAUUGUGAAUGUUUGUAAAUAAAAUAUAAAUGGGUAUUACGAUUUUACGUAU
Messenger RNA from Dendronephthya gigantea, 1912 nucleotides. RefSeq names its product casein kinase I-like. Gene Ontology annotation, biological process: signal transduction; endocytosis; peptidyl-serine phosphorylation. The transcript has 8 exons. The record is from RefSeq and is a predicted model, not a curated record. Gene Ontology annotation, cellular component: nucleus; cytoplasm. Gene Ontology annotation, molecular function: protein serine/threonine kinase activity; ATP binding. NCBI's taxonomy places the organism in Eukaryota, Metazoa, Cnidaria, Anthozoa, Malacalcyonacea, Nephtheidae. Bases 300 to 1595 code for a protein of 431 amino acids.